This is a messenger RNA of Brassica napus (rape), 1185 nucleotides long. Its product is annotated as small polypeptide DEVIL 15. Gene Ontology annotation, biological process: negative regulation of cell population proliferation. The transcript has a single exon. NCBI's taxonomy places the organism in Eukaryota, Viridiplantae, Streptophyta, Magnoliopsida, Brassicales, Brassicaceae. The coding region runs from base 527 to 1024 and encodes 165 amino acids. The record is from RefSeq and is a predicted model, not a curated record.
UUGUGAAUUAUGUUUUAAUAUAUAAGAGCAUGUCCAAUGGGGAUCCUUAGCAAAAAAUCCUUAGCAAAAAAGUAUUAUAAUAAUGUGUGGGGUCUACUAAAUUUAAGAAUUUGUGCUAAAUUAAUCCUUAGCUAAGGAUCAGAUUUGUUACUGUACGCGGGUCCCACCGCCACGUGGGAUCUCGCAAUUGGCUCCUUCCUUCCUUUUUUUUUUCUUUAACUAAAAAAUAAAAUAAAAAUAAUAAAAUAAUUUAAAAAAACUUACCUUGGUUAUAGAGCCAAGAGUAUCAGCAUUGUGGAUGGUCUAAGAUACAAUUGGAUUUUCCUUAGAUAUGAUUUCUAUGCAACAAGAGUUGUGGAGCCUCCAUGGAUGUAGUCAUGUAGACCCGGCUAGUUAUAUAUAUAUAUAUUAUCGACUUGAACUCAUUUUCCUCAUCUCUCAUCUUUCAUAUUUAUCUCUCCGCACACACACAAUAUAUAUACAUUGACACUUUCAGAUAAAAAAAAAGGAAGCAGAUAGUUAAUUCAUGGAUGUGAAAAAGCUAAGGAACUUCACGGAGGAAGAUUCCAUCUUGCAAACCAUGUAUUUCUCUUGCUCUUCGUCUUCUUCAAAACACGUUUUCCCAAGAAGCUUCUCAACUAAAACUUCUCCUUCUACAUCUCCGAAAUCCCUUUUCAAGAGAAGCUUCUCAACUAAAACAUUAUCUUCUCCAUCUCCGGAGUCCCAAUUCACGAGAAGCUUCUCAACGAAAGCUUUGUCUUCUUCUAGUUCUUCGGAUCCCACUUUCAGACGGAGUUUCUCCACCAAACCUAAAACUUCGAAGUCUCUAUUUGAUCUUUCUAGAAACAGUUCUACCAAAUGUUCAUCUGAUUUAUCUUCCAAGUCAUCACUCUCUAGGUGCCUGUCUCAGAAAGGAGCUUCGGUGACCCAAAAAUGGUGUAGAGUAGCAAAGGAGCACAAGUCCCGAUUGUACAUCAUCAAACGCUGUGUUUUGAUGCUCGUUUGCUGGCACAAACAUUCCUGAGAUUCAUUGCAUUGGACCGGAAUAAGAAGGCAAAAGUAGUUACUACAUUCAAGUAAAGGUUAUUCCAUUUGGUUCUGAAUCUUCAUUAGUCUUAUUUUUAUGUAUUAAUGACACUGUUUUAUAGAACCAUUAUCUGAAUCUAAGUUUAAAGUUCCAUUUUC